UAAGAUAUCCCUAGUUUAUAAUUAAGUUUCUAUUUUAAUACAUCGAUAUUUUUCGUCUUAUACGGAAAUUCAUUUAAAUAAUAUAAUCCCUUUGUAAGACAAAAUCAAUGCCCAUAAUUGCAAAGAUAAUUGCAUUGCUACUAUAAUUGUAUUAUCAAUCAUGCUUAUCAGAAAACGAUGUGCAGCCAGUUGUCGGAAUACCCAUUUCAAUGGGUUUCCAAAAUAAACCUAUAGAACAGAGCUUCACUUGCGGAACUGUGGUGUGUUUUAGAUAUCACCCAAUUUAGUCACAGUUUGGGAAAUUCCUUGGACUGUUUACCGAAGAUAAGACAGUACGCGUCAGUACGCAUCAUUGGGAAUUUUUCAUUUUCAAUUAUUGUUGCCUUAUAAAAGACACAAAAACCAUGGACUGGUCAAACAGUUGGGAUCUCACAACCUAGCAAUGAAAGUUCUAACAUUUGUAGUACUAAUAGGGAGCCUUCUUGUGGCUUUGGCUACAGCAAAGCCACAAGGAUAUCACCAUGGAGGCAUUGAACACCAAAGAUGGCCAUAUGAAGCGAGCAAUGAUCAGCAGAAAAUGGGUCAACGACCGAUGACUGUUGAGGGCUCUCAUGAUCGUCCUGACGAGCUUCCAGGUAGUGGACAGCGUCCUCCCUAUAACCACGAACUAAGUCCGUUCGGCGGUCAACGUUCUCAGCCCGAUCAGCGUCGUCCCUAUAACCGCGAGCAAGGUUUAUUCAAUGGACAGCAAUCGCAAGGUUCAUCCAAUGGACAGCAAUACCAACCCGAUCAGCGUUCCCCCUAUAACCAGAAGCAAGGUUCAUUCAAUGGACAACAAUCGCAAGGUUCAUCCAAUGGACAGCAAUCGCAAGAUUCAUCCAAUGGAUGGCAAUCCGAAUCCGGAUUGUCCAAUGGACAGCAAUCGCAAGAUUCAUCCAAUGGAUGGCAAUCCGAAUCCGGAUUGUCCAAUGGACAGCAAUCGCAAGAUUCAUCCAAUGGACAGCAGUUCCAGCCCUAUCAGCGUUCUCCCUAUAGCCGCAAGCAAGGUUCAUCCAAUGGACAACAAUCGCAAGGUUCAUCCAAUGGACAGCAAUCGCAAGGUUCAUCCAAUGGACAGCAAUACCAACCCGAUCAGCGUUCUCCCUAUAACCAGAAGCAAGGUUCAUUCAAUGGACAACAAUCGCAAGGUUCAUCCAAUGGACAGCAAUCGCAAGAUUCAUCCAAUGGAUGGCAAUCCGAAUCCGGAUUGUCCAAUGGACAGCAAUCGCAAGAUUCAUCCAAUGGAUGGCAAUCCGAAUCUGGAUUGUCCAAUGGACAGCAAUCGCAAGGUUCAUCCAAUGGACAGCAAUACCAACCCGAUCAGCGUUCUCCCUAUAACCAGAAGCAAGGUUCAUUCAAUGGACAACAAUCGCAAAGUUCAUCCAAUGGACAGCAAUCGCAAGGUUCAUCCAAUGGACAGCAAUACCAACCCGAUCAGCGUUCUCCCUAUAACCAGAAGCAAGGUUCAUUCAAUGGACAACAAUCGCAAGGUUCAUCCAAUGGACAGCAAUCGCAAGAUUCAUCCAAUGGAUGGCAAUCCGAAUCCGGAUUGUCCAAUGGACAGCAAUCGCAAGAUUCAUCCAAUGGACAGCAGUUCCAGCCCUAUCAGCGUUCUCCCUAUAGCCGCAAGCAAGGUUCAUCCAAUGGACAGCAAUCCCAACCCGAUCAGCGUUCGCCCUAUAACCAGAAGCAAGGUUCAUUCAAUGGACAACAAUCGCAAGGUUCAUCCAAUGGACAGCAAUCGCAAGAUUCAUCCAAUGGAUGGCAAUCCGAAUCUGGAUUGUCCAAUGGACAGCAAUCGCAAGAUUCAUCCAAUGGACAGCAGUUCCAGCCCUAUCAGCGUUCUCCCUAUAGCCGCGAGCAAGGUUCAUCCAAUGGACAGCAAUCGCAAGAUUCAUCCAAUGGAUGGCAAUCCGAAUCCGAAUUGUCCAAUGGACAGCAAUCGCAAGAUUCAUCCAAUGGACAGCAGUUCCAGCCCUAUCAGCGUUCUCCCUAUAGCCGCAAGCAAGGUUCAUCCAAUGGACAGCAAUCCCAACCCGAUCAGCGUUCUCCCUAUAACCAAGAGCAAUCCCAACCUGGUCAGCAUCCUAAGUAUAACCACGAGCAAGGCUCAUUCAAUAGGCAACAAUUUCGGCUGUAUUUUCUAGGUCGUACUGACAAGCGUCCACACAGUGUACAGCGUAUUCCAUAUGACCACGAGCUAAGUCCGUUCGGUGGUCAACGUCCUGAGUCCCAUCAGCGACCUCACUAUAACCACGAGCAAGGUUCAUCCAACGGACAAGAACUUCAACCCGAUCAGCGUCCAUCACAUGCGCACCAUCGUCAUCAUGAUGGCAUAACUUUUGAGCCUGAACUGUCGACUACAGUCGAGCCUGAAGAGUCGACUACAGUCGAGCCUGAAGAGUCGACCACUGUCGAGCCUGAAGAGUCGACCACAAUCGAGCCCGAAGAGUCGACCACAGCCGAGCCUGAGGAAUAGAUGACCCUGGAGCCAGAGGAAGGUACCACAUUAUAGAAAGGUAAACACUUUCUAUUGCAUAUGAAAAUAUAUUUGUAUUGAAUUGAGUAUUCUAUUAAAGUGUUGGUAGACAAGCACAUAAAUCUUCA
Messenger RNA from Drosophila mojavensis, 2646 nucleotides. RefSeq lists its product as uncharacterized. Bases 443 to 2518 code for a protein of 691 amino acids. The transcript has 2 exons. The record is from RefSeq and is a predicted model, not a curated record. NCBI's taxonomy places the organism in Eukaryota, Metazoa, Arthropoda, Insecta, Diptera, Drosophilidae.